Messenger RNA from Plasmodium reichenowi, 927 nucleotides. RefSeq names its product serine/threonine protein phosphatase 6, putative. Gene Ontology annotation, cellular component: cytoplasm. The transcript has a single exon. Gene Ontology annotation, molecular function: protein serine/threonine phosphatase activity. The record is from RefSeq and is a predicted model, not a curated record. Gene Ontology annotation, biological process: peptidyl-serine dephosphorylation. Bases 1 to 927 code for a protein of 308 amino acids. NCBI's taxonomy places the organism in Eukaryota, Apicomplexa, Aconoidasida, Haemosporida, Plasmodiidae.
AUGACAAAAGGAGAAGAAAGAAAGUGGAUUGAACAACUUCGUAUGAACCCUCCAAAAUUAUUAGAUGAAAGUGAUUUAAGAUUAGUGUGUCAAAGAGUUAAAGAAAUAUUAGUAGAAGAGAAUAAUGUGCAGUCUAUAAAGCCCCCUGUUAUUAUAUGUGGAGAUAUUCAUGGUCAAUUUUUUGAUUUAUUAGAAUUAUUUGAUGUGGGUGGAGAUAUAAUGAAUAAUGAUUAUAUAUUUUUAGGUGAUUAUGUAGAUAGAGGUUAUAAUAGUGUUGAAACAUUUGAAUAUUUAUUAUUAUUAAAAUUGUUAUUUCCAAAAAAUAUAACAUUAUUAAGAGGAAACCAUGAGAGUAGACAAAUAACUACAGUAUAUGGAUUUUACGAUGAAUGUUUUAAAAAAUAUGGAAAUGCUAAUGCAUGGAAAUAUUGUACUGAUAUAUUUGAUUAUUUAACAUUAGCUGCAUUAGUUGAUAAUCAAAUAUUUUGUGUACAUGGUGGUUUGUCUCCUGAAAUUAAAUUAAUCGACCAAUUAAGAUUAAUAAAUAGAGUACAAGAAAUACCACAUGAAGGGGCCUUCGGUGAUAUUAUGUGGUCUGAUCCUGAUGAAGUUGAUGAUUGGGUUGCUAACCCUAGGGGGGCUGGAUGGUUAUUUGGUCCGAAUGUUACUAAAAAAUUUAAUCAUAUAAAUAAUCUUGAACUAAUAGCACGAGCUCAUCAGCUAGCUAUGGAAGGAUAUAGAUACAUGUUUGAAGAUUCAACUAUUAUUACUGUUUGGUCAGCUCCUAAUUAUUGUUAUCGUUGUGGUAACGUCGCAGCAAUAAUGCGGAUUGAUGAGUAUAUGAACAGACAAAUGUUAAUAUUUAAGGAUACCCCUGAUUCAAGAAAUUCUAUAAAAAAUAAGGCCACCAUACCGUACUUCUUAUAA